UUGCAGGUUUACAGGAAAAAAUACUUUCAGGAAGUACAGCAAUACUUCGUGAUUAAUGACGAUUGUUUUGUCGCUGCUAUCGUAGUAGUUCUAAAUAAAGCAAAGGUGAGGACUGUCAGACGACCAUGAGCCGUCUACCCCUGCAGCAGCAGCAAAGCUGUGGUUCCUGGGAGCUGAAGGAGCGCCUGGGGACCGGAGGCUUUGGGAAUGUCACCAGGUGGCAGGACAAGGAUACAGAAGAGCAGAUAGCCAUUAAGCAAUGUCGUCAGGAGCUGAGUGAGAGAAACCGAGAGCGUUGGUGUCUGGAAAUACAGAUCAUGAAGAGACUGGACCAUGUGAAUGUGGUAGCAGCCAGAGAAGUUCCUGAAGGACUGCAGUCGUCCUUAGGCACCAACGAUCUGCCACUUCUGGCCAUGGAGUACUGUCAGGGAGGAGACCUGAGGAAGUAUCUGAAUCUUUUGGAGAACUGCUGUGGAAUGAGGGAGGGUUCCAUACUCAUUCUGCUACGAGACAUAUCUUCUGCUCUGACAUACCUUCAUAAGAAGAGGAUUAUCCACAGGGAUCUAAAGCCUGAAAACAUUGUCCUUCAGCAGGGAGAGAAGAGAUUGAUUCAUAAGAUCAUUGACCUGGGCUAUGCCAAGGAGCUGGACCAGAACAGUCUAUGUACCUCAUUUGUCGGAACGCUACAGUACUUGGCUCCAGAGCUCUUGGAGAGACAGAAGUAUACAGUGACCGUGGAUUAUUGGAGCUUCGGAACAUUGGUGUUUGAGUGCAUUACAGGGUUCCGCCCUUUUCUGCCAACCUGGCAACCCGUGCCUUGGCAUAAUAAGUUGAAGAUGAAGCAGGAUCAUGACAUUGUGGUUUAUGAGGACCUGGCAGGGGAGGUUCGGUUCUCGAAACACCUCCCUCAGCCCAACAACCUCAACACUCUGUUGUUGGAGCGUCUGGAGAGCUGGUUGCAGCUGAUGCUGAGGUGGUCUCCCCAGGAGAGAGGCAAGACGGAUCCCCAGGCCCCUUCCUCUAACUGCUUCUCUCAGCUGGAAACCAUCCUGGAGCUGAAGCUGGUUCACGUAUUAAACAUGGUGUCUGCUAAGAUCCACACCUACUCCAUCUCGGCGAAUGAGAAAGUGGCAGAUCUGCAGCAGCGAAUCGCGUGUGACACCGACAUUCCUCCAGCCAAUCAAGAGCUACUGUUAGAGGCAGGCCUAGCUCUGGAGCCACAAGGAGAAGCGGGGCAGUGUGCCAUUGACUACACUGAGAUAGAUGGGAGGAGGACAGACCUUCCUCUGGUUUUCCUGUUUGACCGUUCCUCCAGCAAGUACGAGCCCCAGUUCACUCCCCGCACAAUGCCAGAGAACAUACGCUUUGUCCAGACGGACCCUAGGCACGUGUUAUCCUACAGCCCACUGAGAAGGACCUGGGGCCAGGCCUGGCACACCAUCCGCACCCUGAAGGAAGAUUGGCAGAGGUUACAGCAGGGACAAAAAGCUGCCCUUAUGAGUCUGCUGAGACAUAACAGCUCUCUGUCGAAGCAGAAGAAUGAGAUGGUGUCUAUGAACCAGAGGCUGACAGCUAAGCUGGAGUUUUUCAACACCAGCCUGCACAUUGACAUGGAAAAGUACCAGGAGCAGAGGGCUACAGGAAUAGCCUCUGAAAAGCUGCUGGGUGUGUGGAGGGAGAUGGAGCAGACUGCAGUCAGCUGUGGCCAGGCAGAGAAAGUAACUGAGCUGGAAGAGGAGAUGAUGCUCCUCCAGACAGACAUCGUGGACCUCCAGAGACAGCCGUGGAGGAGUGGAGAGGCCCUGGACACACUUGAAGGGAAGGCCAUGGAAUUGUUCCGCAAACUGAGGGAAAAACCCAGAGACCAGAGGUGUGGGGGGGACUGUCAGGAAGUGGUUCGUCUGGUGUUCCAGGCCAUUCAGUUCUAUGAGAAGAAACUCAAAGACUUCUACACACACCUCAGUAAGACAGUGAUAUGUCGGCAGCGUGUGAUGGAGCUGCUACCUCGUGUAGAGGGUGUGGUUCAGACGAUGGCUGAGAGUGAACAGGUGCUCAUGAAUCUACAGGAGAGACGACAGCGGGAACUAUGGAACCUGCUCAAAGUAGCAUGUAGUAAGGUGCGUAGCCCAGUGAGUGGUAGUCCGGUGGAUGGGGGCCGUUCGUCCUCCUCUGUUCCCCCACUUCUGACCCCCCGACCCAGUCUACAGCAGCUUGAUGAGUCUCUGUUGGUAAUUGAGGAGAGUAAGACUUUUGAGAAUCGACUACAGAAUCUGCUACAGGACACCAUCCAGGAGUCUGAGAGCAACAUGCAGCUGCUGAGAGAGUGGACAUGGCUGAGUGGAAGACAGGACCUCUCCUCUGAUAUCUCCUGACUUCCGUGGUUUUGAUCAGUCGUGUUGUUAUCUCUUGAAUGGUCAUUGGAAGGAUUGGAGUUAGCAUAAUGUAAUCCUAGACCUGAGGUCCAAAGCCAUUUUGUUCUCAAUGUGAUGUCAACAGGAGUGACAUUCUAGACCCCGUGUAGUACUCUGCUGCCACCUUGUGGUGGGGAACACUUUCUGCCACAGAUUGCAUUGAGCAGUUUACAUAAUAACGGACUGAACCAAAAUGUACGUUAUCCCCUUUUAAAGGGUUAGUAUUGCUCAAGCUAUCCCUCCUAGAAAGGUACAUCUCGUUGCCAUUUUUUGCCAGGUUUUUUUAUAUAUAUUUUUAUAAACUAAUUUCUGCUUCAAAAAUAGCUUUCAAAUAGUAAUAGUAUUCAUAUGAUUACCUAUGCAACUGACCUUUACUGGAUUUUACCAAGAGGUUGAAGUGUAAAAUGUCUCAAAACAACAGGGGUCUGAGAAAAGGGUAAUAUUUUGGUUAUCUUUUUGUUGCGCAGAAAUGGCAACUAAGUACAUGAAAGGAGAGAAGAUACAGCGGCCUUCUUACAUUAAUGGUUCCCCCUUUCCGAUAGAAAUCACUUGAUGUGUGAAAUAGUGUAAAUAAACUUGCUAGUAGCAAAAUCAAUCCGUCAGAGACAUUUUGCUCAAUUACAAAGAAUAUUUUUCCCUCCUCUGAAAAAUAAAUACACCAUGGUUCAUUUUAGACAAUACACAGCAAGUAAAUACUGAAGAAGAAAUGGUAAUAUUUUACAUUCAAUUGAUUGCCUAAAGUACCAUCAAAAUGCCUAGCUUGACUAUCUGUCUAAUUUAUGUAUUUUGUUUUUGUGCACUAUUAUAAUACAGUUUGAUGUAUUUUAUUUUUUUAGAUUGGACAAAGUAUGUCUCUCUUGCAUUAUGCAGUUGUUACAUUUAUUGAUUUCUACCCCCUUUGCUAAUGAGGGUGUCCAUUCACAUGCCCAUCAGCCAGUAUUCUGUACCCUGGUGUAUUGGAGAAAUCCAGGUUUGAAUGGGGGGAAAUGGAUGCUGACCACUAUGUAAUUAUUAAAGACGGCAGUAUUGCUGUCUUUAAGACAAUGGCUCAGUCAGAUCUAAAACUAGUAAUCCAAAUGGCUGUCCUCCUGAUUGCACUUAGUAAGGGUUGGUCUAGAUUCCUAAUGUUUCCUAAUCUUUCAAAUGUUUUAUUUCAUGCUGCCACAAAAUAUUGUCUGAACAAAGAAUUAGCUGUCACUUAUAUUCAGCUGCUAUAUACUGUAUAAACGCAUUUUAAGGUAGGUUUGGGAGUUUAUAUUUGUCUUUAACUGGACAUUUUCUGGAUCUCUAUGUACAGUAUGUAAUUACAGCCAAUGUAGGAUGUCUGUAUAUUAGGAUUGUUACUGUUUUUAAAUAAUUGAUUUUGCAACAUUUGUCGGCGCUGUAAUACAAAAAAUGUUGUAACAUCAAUUAUGGGUUGAUUUUGCUGUAUUUUACUUACAAAUCAGAGAAAUACAACUGCUUCACAGAUUUUAACAUACUGUACUGGUGACAGAACAUUCACACCAUGACUGUUACAUUUGAAGGCAGUGUUUGAACAGGUAAAGUGUUUGACAUUCUUUAUUCCAUUAAUUCCUUUUGAGGUUUCAGCUAGGGAAAACUUUCCCUCUGCGAAGCACAGA
Messenger RNA from Esox lucius (northern pike), 4033 nucleotides. RefSeq names its product inhibitor of nuclear factor kappa B kinase subunit beta (gene ikbkb). The transcript is spliced from 22 exons. The coding region runs from base 126 to 2372 and encodes 748 amino acids. Gene Ontology annotation, molecular function: ATP binding; IkappaB kinase activity. Gene Ontology annotation, biological process: positive regulation of transcription by RNA polymerase II; peptidyl-serine phosphorylation; tumor necrosis factor-mediated signaling pathway. NCBI's taxonomy places the organism in Eukaryota, Metazoa, Chordata, Actinopteri, Esociformes, Esocidae. The record is from RefSeq and is a predicted model, not a curated record. Gene Ontology annotation, cellular component: cytoplasm; IkappaB kinase complex.